Messenger RNA from Lodderomyces jiufengensis, 1302 nucleotides. RefSeq names its product tRNA threonylcarbamoyladenosine dehydratase. Gene Ontology annotation, biological process: cyclic threonylcarbamoyladenosine biosynthetic process. The coding region runs from base 1 to 1302 and encodes 433 amino acids. Lineage: Eukaryota; Fungi; Ascomycota; Pichiomycetes; Serinales; Debaryomycetaceae. Gene Ontology annotation, molecular function: tRNA threonylcarbamoyladenosine dehydratase activity; ubiquitin-like modifier activating enzyme activity. The record is from RefSeq and is a predicted model, not a curated record. The transcript has a single exon. Gene Ontology annotation, cellular component: mitochondrial outer membrane.
AUGUCUAGAAAUAUAGUGCUAUCGGUGCUAGCUACAGCUGCUAUAACUACUAUAGCUGUUGAAUUAUAUCACAAAUAUGUAACACCAACCACUACUAGUCAUAAACUUAUCAAGACGUCACAAAAUUCACAACCUAAACAACAUUCAGAAGAACUUAUUCGAGAACAAUUAGCAAGAAAUUAUGCAUUUUUAACAGAAGAUGGUAUGACCAAAGUUCGUAAUCAGCGAAUUAUAGUGGUUGGAGCUGGUGGUGUUGGAUCUUGGGUAGCUACAAUGUUAGCAAGGUCUGGAGUUGAAAAUUUAAGAAUUAUUGAUUUUGAUCAAGUUUCAUUAAGUUCAUUAAAUAGACAUUCUGUUGCUACUUUAGCUGAUGUUGGGAUAUCCAAAGUUGAUUGUUUAAAAAAUCAUUUAUUGAAAAUUGUUCCUUGGAUAAAUAUAGAUGUACAUAAUAAAUUAUGGAAUUUAGAAUCAGCUGAAGAAUUAUUAGAUUUUAAUCCAACUUAUGUUAUUGAUUGUAUUGAUAAUUUUGAUACAAAAUGUGAUUUAUUAACUUAUUGUUAUAAUAAAAAAAUACCAGUAGUAUCAUCUGGUGGAGCAGCCACAAAAUCAGAUCCAACAAGAAUUAAUAUAUCAGAUAUUUCUAAAACUGAAGAAGAUCCAUUAUGUAAAAAAUUAAGAAUUGUGUUACGAAAAAGAGGUAUAAUUGAAGGAAUACCAAUGAUUUUUUCAGCAGAAAAACCUGAUCCAAGAAAAGCUAAACUUUUACCAUUAGCAAAUGAUGAAAUAAAAAAGGGAGAUGUCGAUCAAUUAUCAGCUCUUAGAGAUUUUAGAGUAAGAAUUCUACCAGUAUUGGGGACAAUGCCAGGUAUGUUUGGAUUAGCUAUUGCUUCUUAUGUAUUAGCAAAAGUAUCAGAUUAUCCAAUAGAACCAAUUGAAGGUAAAAAUAGAUAUAAAUUAUAUGAUGAUUUAUUACAAAGUAUUGCAGGACAACAAACAAGAAUUGGGAAAACUGAUCAAAGAGUUCAAAUAUCAAUGCUUGAUGUUAUUUAUUUAUUGGAAGACGUUUUUAGAGGUAAAUCACCUAUUUCAAAUUAUUCAACAAGAUUAACUUUAAGUAGAUGGGAUUCAACAAAGGAAAUUAGUUUACAAAAUGUUGUUAUAAUGACUAAAGAAGAACAAAAAUUACAUGAAAAAAGAGUACUCAUAGGUGGUGAACCUUUAGAAGUUGUAUACCCAAGAGAAGUAAUUGAAUUGGUAAAUAAAAGAUUUAAAGAUGAAGCAUAUUUUUCACAAUUUAGAUAA